Messenger RNA from Suillus discolor, 1152 nucleotides. RefSeq names its product NADP-dependent oxidoreductase domain-containing protein. The transcript is spliced from 9 exons. The record is from RefSeq and is a predicted model, not a curated record. Lineage: Eukaryota; Fungi; Basidiomycota; Agaricomycetes; Boletales; Suillaceae. The coding region runs from base 169 to 1113 and encodes 314 amino acids. Gene Ontology annotation, molecular function: aldose reductase (NADPH) activity. Gene Ontology annotation, cellular component: cytosol.
AUAUCUACAGCAAAUCUUACAGUGAGAUCCCCGUUCCAAGAACGAUCGAAAGCUCCUCCAAAAGUCCUCAUCUCUAAUCCUAGUCCUAUCCCUCUUCGUGUCACCUACUAACACGUCUCAUUUCUAUCCCAUUUUGUACCGUUGUCAGCUUAAGGUCUCUAGUUACCCAUGUUGUCUCAUCUCAUCGCCCUCCACAAUGGGCAGACUGUCCCUGCUAUCGGACUCGGAACAUGGCAAUCAGAACCCAAUACCAGUGAAAUCAUUUGCGCUGUGGAACAUGGGCUCAAGGUGGGCUAUAGACACAUUGAUUGCGCUUUGUAUUAUGGGAAUGAGAAGGAAAUCGGUGAUGGUCUGCGUAUAUCAGGCGUCCCGCGAGAGGAAGUGUUCAUCACCAGCAAGCUUUGGGGUACAUACCAUAGGCGUGUUGAGGAAUGCCUCGACCUGACACUCGCAAAAUUGGGAACAACGUAUCUUGACCUUUACCUUAUCCACUGGCCCAUUCCGCUGAACCCGAACGGGAGUGACCCACUCGUACCGAUGCUCCCCAACGGAAAAUUUGACCUCGAUGAAUCACGGGACAUCAGGGACACAUGGAAGGCUAUGGAGGCUAUGGUAAAGAAAGGUAAAGUCAAGGCAAUCGGCACGUCAAACUUCUCCGAGAUGAUGCUUGAGAAGAUUUUGCCGACAGCUGAGAUCAUACCGGCUGUUAACCAGCUUGAGCUUCACCUGUACAAUCCGCAGCUGAAGCUGUUGGACUACUUGAAGUCGAAGAAAAUUGUUCCGCAAGCAUACUCUCCCCUUGGUUCGACCGGCGCUCCACUGUUGACCGAUGAGUCUGCCACAGAGAUCGCAAAGAAGCAUAACCUCAAGAGCACGUCCGAUGUUCUUCUCGGCUACCUGCUGAAAAAGGACAUAGUUGUCCUUCCCAAAUCAAUGUCGCCAUCCCGUAUCGAAUCUAACUUGACUGGCGCACUAGAGGCAUACAAUUUGCUGACGCCAGAGGAUAUCAAAAUUCUUGACGGUGUCGCUGCGGGUGGCAAGCAGAACCGUUUUGUCAUGCCUCCCUGGGGUAUUGACAUUGGUUUCGAUAAUUGGCCCGCUUCGGCGACGUAAGGGAAUCUGAGGCUCCAGAUAUAUGAGCUGUUCGCACAA